UUAUUGUUCAAUCUGCAUUAUAUUCCAGCUGGAAAAAUUAUAUGGAACACUUGAUUAGGAUCGCUGUUUCUAGGGGGACAUAUUAAAGAGGUGCACAAGGUUGGCUGAUGGCUGAGAAGCAGAAGACGGCAAACUGUGGCUGUAAAGGCAUCAGAACGUGUUUAAUAUGUGAGGAAAACGAUGGAAAACGUCAUUUACUGAACACGACGCAGAGCAUACGCUGUGAUUUUACGUAUGAUCCAGAGUCAAAGCUAGCAGUACCAGAUGGUGAGGGUCAAUCUUUUCCCUUCCCCGGUGUCUUCCUGUGGGAGAAUUUUGUCUCAGAGGAUGAGGAGAGGGAGCUGGUGGCAAAAAUGGACCAAGAAAUGUGGAGAGAGUCCCAGUCUGGUAGGCGGAAGCAGGACUUUGGGCCCAAAGUGAACUUCAAAAAACGGCGUAUUCGUCUCAGGGGCUUCAGUGGCCUUCCUGCUGUCAGCCAAAAACUGGUGGACAGAAUGACAAAGGAGCCUUUGUUAGCUGGAUUUCGACCAGUGGAACAGUGCAACCUGGACUACGAUCCAAAGCGAGGCUCAGCUAUUGACCCUCACCUCGAUGACAGCUGGCUAUGGGGGGAGCACUUAGUUACUAUCAAUUUGCUAUCUGACACUGUUGUGACCAUGAGUUUGGAUGAAGGCUGGGGAGAAAUGGACCAGGGGGAGGUGAGAGUAGCUGUGAACUUGCCUAGGAGAUGUUUGAUUGUACUGUAUGGUGAGGCUCGGCAUCACUGGAAACACGCUAUUCACCGAAAGGACAUUCAGAGCAGGAGGGUGUGUAGUACCUUCAGAGAGCUGUCUGAUGAGUUUCUGGAGGGUGGAGAGCAAGAAAAGCUUGGCUUAGAGCUGUUGGACAUAGCAUCAAGCUUUAAAGGAGUCCCCAUAAGUAACUAAUAAAUAAAGUUACAGCAAACCUGAGAAAGGUCUGUACAUCCGAUGACAAGCCUGGACUUUUUAAUUGCUCUGUUUCAUCCUCUACGCUUAUACACAUUGUGUUGCUAGGCAUCUUUAAGAUGCACAGAAUUAUUUAUUUGUUGAUUUCUGAAAUCAUUUGUCAAAUAUAUGGGAUUUUACUUAUGAAUAAAAACCUUUAAAAUGUG
Molecule: messenger RNA, 1132 nt
Organism: Pygocentrus nattereri (red-bellied piranha)
Lineage: Eukaryota; Metazoa; Chordata; Actinopteri; Characiformes; Serrasalmidae
Gene: alkbh4
Product: alkB homolog 4, lysine demthylase
Exons: 3
Coding region: 108-926 (272 amino acids)
Biological process (GO): oxidative demethylation; actomyosin structure organization; protein demethylation
Cellular component (GO): midbody; contractile ring
Molecular function (GO): demethylase activity; actin binding; oxidoreductase activity
Source: RefSeq, a predicted model, not a curated record